Molecule: messenger RNA, 5471 nt
Organism: Adelges cooleyi (spruce gall adelgid)
Lineage: Eukaryota; Metazoa; Arthropoda; Insecta; Hemiptera; Adelgidae
Product: gem-associated protein 5-like
Exons: 21
Coding region: 751-5115 (1454 amino acids)
Molecular function (GO): protein binding
Source: RefSeq, a predicted model, not a curated record
UUGUAUAUAUAUAUAUAUAUAUAAAUAAUGACUUGUUUUAGUUUAUUUACUUACGGUUAUAAAGUAAUUGUUCUUCUAAAACACAAAUACACAAAAUAAUAAACUUUUUAAGAUAAAAUUAAGUGAUUUUUUAUAACGUUACACUGGGAAUAGUAUUACAAAAGUUGUCAACGGACAAGAAACGUAAGUCUCAACAAUAUGUUAUAAUGUACGCGUGUAAGCCGUUGAAACCAAACCACAUAGCCCCUUAAACUAUCUGUAGUCGUCAACACAGGCGUCACACGCGAACAAGAUGGCGCACUAAACAAAAGGACCAGGCGCAAAUAGCAGAUGUGACAACGUAACAAUACAUAGUUAUCACUUAACUGGGAUAGUCGUACCAACAUCUACCAGCAGCAGCUGCUCCGAUGUUUGUGAUUGUAACCGGUAAACCGGCAACAAACAAAUCGCCGUCAAGCAGGACCUUGAUAUGCUGAUAACACGGAUAGUACUGAGCAAUGAGCACAUGAGUGUCGAGUGAUGCGACUGUAUGUUCAAAAAAUUAAAUGUAGGUAAGAAAUUGAGUAUUAUUUUUAAAUUUCUUUUAUCUACCGAUUAACUUUUUUUUAUACACCACUGCAUAGAAUAUAAUUGUCUCAUUCCUUGAUUAUUAUUUUCUAAUAUUAAUGACAGUUAUAACUUAAAAAAGGUUUUUUUUUUUUAAUUAAUACAUUAAUUUCGUUGAAUAAUCACACUUUUCAGUGUAGAACCAUGAAUACGUUUGAAAUAACUCAGUCGUCUAACUGGUACAAAUCUAAUGUAAUGACUAUGGAUAAAUAUGGCACACUCUUGGCAUACGGUUCAAGAACUGUCGUAGUACUGGUUAAGGGCUUAAAUGGGAAUAGUAUUUAUGAUCUCCAGUACAGUCGUCUUCGGUUUAAUGCCAAAGUAUCUAGUGGUCGCAUCGGAGCAGUUUCAUUCUCUCAUGAAACUGAUACACAUGAAGAUGCGUACUAUUUAGCUUCAAUAGAUGAAGUAAAUAUUUAUAUUUGGAAAGUAAAAAACACAAUUUGUGAACAUGUAUAUUCUCUUGGGAGCAAAAAAAAUAAAAACAUAGGAUUAUUGGAUAUAGUUUGGCUGUAUGGUUGUUUAACUGUUGUGGCAAUAUCUGAUGCAGGAAGCUUACAUAAAUGGGAUGUUCAAGCAUUGAAAAUGCGAAAUUACACAUUAGACUUAAAACUUUCACCUUUAACUUUAGCAGCUUGUCCCCACAAGACAAACCUAAUUGCUAUUGGUUGUAAAAGUGGCAGUGUUAUAGUUUAUGAUGUAACUGGCGAUGGUCGAGUAUUACAUAAAUUACGAUAUCAUGAAAGAAAUGUUGUAUCAUUGGCAUGGUGUCCAGUUUCUCAUAAUCCACUAACUUUGGAUAAGUCUUCUCAACCAUUAUUACUAGCUUCAACUGCUUGUGAUAGAACUGGUUUAUACAUAUGUCGUGCUGGUACUGACAUGUAUUGUGAGGUUACAGUACCUUUACCAAUGAGACCAAUGAGGAAAACCAUUUUCAAAAAUAAGACAAACUUAGUUUGGAGUUGCAUUAAAUGGAUACAACCUACCUCAAUAAUUGUGACAUCUGGUUUUGGUGAAAUUCUUAAAGUUGAUUUCCAACUAAAUAAAGAUAUGGCGCCAGUUAUAACAUUAAUUAAUGAUAUGCAUAAAGACGUUAUUUUUUCUAUAGCCAGUCCUGUGGAAGCUUCUAAACCAUAUUUGUGGUCAUCGUGCAUGGGAAGAAAAUUAAUUCGAACCCCUUUAUUUGACACCUCAGUUAAUGGAGAAUUACCUUUAGAAAUACCUACUCUAGGUGGAUUUGUAUAUUGUUUCGCUUUAUCUCCUGUCAAUUCUGCUGAUUUUGCAUUUGGUCUUGGAGAUGGUAAAAUGUAUUAUUGGAAUGUAUCAAAUAGACGCCAGUUAGAAUUAAUAACUUUAAGUCAUUCUGUUGAUGCUAAAGUUUUAUCUUUGGCUUUCCAUCCAAGCGAUGAAGGUUUAUUAGCAUUUGGUACUAGUGAUGGUCGUGUUGGUAUUUUUAAUCUUACCAAAAAAAGAAACAAUAUGAACCUAUUAAAAACUGUACUAGCUCAUUCAAUUUAUCGCUUAUGUUGGGCACCACCUCCAGAUACUGAUAUUACCCAUGAAAACAAAUAUUCAUUAUAUGCUGUUGGUAAUGGUCAAAUUUUGAUUUAUAAUGAAAUGAGUUUAUGGAAAGAUCCACACAAUUUAAAAGAAUUUGCAUCAUUUAAUCACAUUGAAGAUAAACUUGUUACACCUGUUAAACGUAUUGAAAUGGCAUGGAAACCAAGUUAUGAUACAGUUGCGAUAGGAAAUUCUAAUGGGAGCAUUUAUUUAUUAGAUGGGCGUACAUUAAAAUUAAAGCAUGUAGUACUUGGUCAUGAUCAAUCUGUUGAAUGUAUUAUUUGGCAUCCUACUCAUGUAACUUGUGAUUUUAGUGAAGAAUCCAAGUUUAAAAAUUAUUUUGCAUCAUGCUCACAUUCUAUUAAAGUACAUAAAUUAGAAGAAGAUGGAACUCCAGUACUAGUUGCCGAGUUUAAUGGCCAUAAAGAAAAAAUCAAUGAACUUGCUUGGAGUCCUCAUCGUAAUCUAUUGCUUUUAAGUUGUUCUAAUGAUUUCACAGCUAAGAUCUGGGAUGUUCAAAAAUGUGCUCUUAUUGGUGUUUAUUCUAAACAUUUAUGUACUGUAUUGUGCGGAAUGUUUUCGCCAUUAGAUUCUGAUAUAGUCUUCACAGGUUCUGCUGACCAUUCAAUUCAUUCAUGGCGAGUGUCAAAGGAUUUACAAAAUGAUGUUUUGGCAACUAUAAAAACUAAUCCAACAAUAAUAAAGAAAAAAUCUGAUACAGAAGAUCUUGAUAAUCUCAGCCAGACAGGAAAUAUUAAUGCAAAUAAUAAAGAACCUACCAAUAGAAAGCAACAGUUCCCAUUAUCUAGUUAUGAUUUGUUUAUGGGGAAAUAUUUAGAAAAUGCUGUUGAUAUGUAUUUGAGCCCUAAUAAUGAAGUUGACACUUCUCAAGAGGUUAAUUAUUUAUCAUUUUUUGGUUCAACUGAAAAAAUGAGAAAACUAAUGGUGGAGGAAAGUAAAUCGUUAAAAAAAAAAAUGUCUGCACCAAUGGUUCCUUGUCUAAAUAAUAUUAACAUAUGGGGUCAUAAUUUAGAAUCGUACUUAAAUGAUGCUAUAGAUACAAAAACUAUUAAUGAUUGGAUGAUAGCAGUUGCUCCAAGUAUUAGUUACGAGUUAUGGCUCAAAAUGUGUGCUGCAUAUGCAUUUCAGUUAGAAGAUGCGGGUGAAGUAACCAAAAGCUCAACGUUUUUAGUAGCUUUAAAAAAAUAUAGUGAAGCUGCUUUAAUGUUACUUAAAAAUAAUUUAUUUAGAGAAGCUUUAGCAAUUGCUAGGUGUCAAGAAAAACAGGAUGAUGAAUUAAUUUUUGAAAUCACCAAAAAAUGGGCCGAGUAUAAUGUAUAUCAUGGACAUCCUAAAGAAGCUGCACACUGUUACUUGAGCAUAAAAGAUCCAUGGAAUGCUGUUUCAUGUUUAACUAAGAUUAAACAACCCAAAGAGUUAAUAUUGGCUGCUAAAUUAGCCAGUCGUAUAGAUGAAGAUAUGGAAUUAUCUUUAGUAGUAAAUUUACUAAAAACGGAAUACUUUAAACAUCACAAGUGGAAUGAAGCUAGAGCAUUAUUAAAAGAUCAUCCAAAACUUAAUUACUUAGAAAUGUGGGUUGGUGUUCACGAGUUACUAUUUGAAUUAGGUGAAAAAACUACAUAUGAAGUUGUUAAAAACUGGAUUUUUAAUAUCAACAAUGAAGACAAGUACGUUUUAUUAGAUCAUAUUCUAAAGAAAAUUACAUGGAAACCUGAGUUCUAUGACAAAUUAAUUAAUACAGUUGAACCAGAAUUUAUAUUGGACACUAAUCUUGUUAUGCCCAAAAUGACAAUAUUCAUAGCGGGACAGUUUUGUCUAAUGGCUCUACAAUACAUUAAAACUGGGAAGAUAACAAUUGAUAGCCAAAAAUGUUUAAUAAAAUGCUUUGCAGCGGCUUACGACUAUGAAAUAGCCUUUCCAGACUCUAUUUCAAAAUUUAAUAAGCCUCUAUCAAAAAUAAUGAUGUGGUUUUUUCCUAAAGGCCCGCUAUCAGCAGACAAUUUCAAAAUAUUUGAACAUGAUGAUAAUCUUAAAAAAACCAUAAAAGCAUAUAUAUGCUACGCUUGUUUUUCAUGGUUAAAGCCACUAUUUACAAGUUUGUCUAAAAAAAUAAAACUUUCAUUUGACAAUAAAGAUGAAGAUUCAAAACAAUUACAACAUUUGAGUGAUAUAUUAGCUUUAAUGAAGCAAUAUCGAGAACUAAUUAAUACAUAUAUACUUGAUAUAAUGGACAUAGAAACAUCAAAUUUCUUUAAAGCAAAAAAUGAAAUUGAGCGAAUUGAUUGUUUACUGUCCUCUUCGGUAACUAAUAGUGAAAACAAUUUAGAAUAUGGUAAUACUCGAUUAAAUAGUUCAAAUAUCAAUGCAAAUUACCAAAAAUCAACUGAGGAUACCAAUGGACAUAUUGGAAGUAAAAAUACUUUAGAAAUAAAUCCAUCUAAAUUUUCUGAAGACGACAAAUCAACAAAUCACAAAAAGAUGUCUGAUACUUUUAUGAACUUAGAUAGUAAUAUUAUAAAUAAUAAUGACAAAUUGAUAACUAAUGGUAUUACAAACAAGUCUGUUGAUUUAAGUUUAGAAAAUUCAUAUAUACCAAAUAUGAAUGACCUAUUAGAUGUAUUAGCCACAGAAAUCUAUCCAGACACUAAAGAAUUUGAUACAUUUUUUCAAAGUCUGACUUCAGUUAUAAACAAAUUCCAAGAUUUAGAUAUUAAGUGUUCAGUCCAACAUAUUGCUCAUUUCGAAAUGGAGGCAUCAAGGAAAAGAAAUCUAGAAAAUAUUGUAUCAGAUUUUCAAAAUAAGCGUGUAAAUGCACCUAAUCCUUUAAAAUUCUUAAAUGAGUUACAAAAAACUGUCUCUGAUUUAUAUAAUCACCAUAAAGAUUUUCAAACUAACUAUGAGGAGCAAAAUUCCAUAGCUCACGAAUAAUAUGGAUAUAAACCUUACUAAAUUCUCUUGUUAAAAAAUUGUUUUAUCUAAAACUGCAAUUACUUAGUAUGUAUGUUAAUAUUAAGGUCAUUUUUAACUGUUUAUAAAAUUUGAUUAAGUUUAUUAUUUUAAUUUAUUAAGACUGACUUUUAAGUUUACCCUUCUUUAAUAGUUGUAUAUUGUUAGGAGCUUGUAUAGUUUGAUUAAACAUGCAAUUUAGUUGUUCAACAUAGGUUCUAGGUACAACUUAAAAUUAAUUUUUAUCACUAAACAAAAAUUAGCCAUUAUAAAUGUAUAGCAUAACAAUUGAUAUGUGACUAUUACAAACAAAAAUAACUUUUACUUUUUAAUAUAUU